Portunus trituberculatus (swimming crab) is the source of this 5623-nucleotide messenger RNA. RefSeq names its product carbonic anhydrase-related protein 10-like. NCBI's taxonomy places the organism in Eukaryota, Metazoa, Arthropoda, Malacostraca, Decapoda, Portunidae. The transcript is spliced from 11 exons. Gene Ontology annotation, molecular function: zinc ion binding; carbonate dehydratase activity. Bases 2379 to 3365 code for a protein of 328 amino acids. The record is from RefSeq and is a predicted model, not a curated record.
ACCGCUGGAGGGAGAGGACGUGCGGUGCGGCGGCCUGACUCUCGCUCCUCACCUCACCUACCCUGGCGUAACCCUCGUAGCUCGCACCUGAACGCAGAUUACUCGUGAUUACACCAUCUGUGGAGGCUCUCUCGCUCUCGUACGCAGCCCCAGCGCCUUCAAUCCACAGGGUAGUGAGUUGACGUAUAAUUUUGAGUGAAAUACUGUGAGAUAUGUGACGGCUAUGCUACAGUUGUGGAGGGAAGCGUGAUCCAUGCCCUAGUGCUUCUGUCUUGCUCUGUCUGUCUGUCUGUCUGUCUCAGCGCCUCGACCUAUUCAGCGAAGCAACAAGGGCGUGCGGACGAGGACAAGGACGGAAACGAGAACGAGCAAAGGAAAAAUGAGACACUAGCACGGAGAGCCAAGCCCAACACACCACCACCACCACCACCACCACUACCUACAAAAGUGACAGGAGGAACAACAGUACUUUGAAGGCUUCCUGCAGUAUGGUGACGCGUUCUGCCCUCCCGUGCCUCCGCAUCAGGGCUGCUAGAUGGAGUUACGACACCUCUGCCCCGCCUCCUUCACCGCCACAGCCCCCAGCACGGCCAAGACACACAGCACAUUAGAUACGGACUGCACACAUACACAUACGUACACAUACACGACGAGGCAUAACUCUCAACAUUCUGAACAGGGAAUCAUGAAGCGGUGUAGUGUGUGAAAAAAAAGGAGGGAAGGAAUAAGAAAUAGUAAGAGAAUGUGAAUGAAUAAGUUAUCAGGAAGGGAAUAACUGUGACUAAAUCCUUGGAAACUGAAAAAAAUAAGUAUAUAUAAAUUAAACUCUAAAAAGACAACAAAAACUGAUGAACUGACUGUGGCAAAUAAACAAGGUCCACAACCACUAACCUAACAUAACAGUAGAAAACAAAACAAAACAAAAGACUGAUGAAAAAGAAUAAGAAACGAGUAACUUAACCCAACACAGUGCAACUUAAAAAACUAUGACAACCUCAGCAGAAGCAACACACGGAGGCGCAAGAACACAGAGGCAGCGGUGAGAGCAUGCAACAGCCGCAUUUCCUUGACUCUAGAACGAGGGUACACUGAGAUCGCCAACCUGACAGAAACUCACCUGGCGUUACGUGGCGGCCGUGAGGGAGGCAGCGUGUGUGCUUAAGUGUGGAGUGCUUGAAUUUGAGGCCACAAUAACACAUAGCACUGGAACACCUUUAGAGUCUGUGGUAAUCCUCUUUGCCGCCCCUCGGUAGAAAAAGGAUGAGAGAACGCAGAGGAGAGGGCGAGCACGGUGAACAGUAAGAGGGAAGGAGGUGAAAAUAAAUAUGUGAGACUAUAAAAACAACGUGGAAUUCUUAAACACAAUGAAGGACAAGCUGAAACAGUGACUUUUACAACAGUGAACACAGCGCCAGGUGGAAAUAAACAUGUAAAAGAUAUGAAAAUGUUGUAAUAUUGUGCGGUUUUAAGUUAUUUGAUCACUGUACUCGUGAGACCGACAGGUAAAUCAACCCGUAUCACCUCCGCGUGUCUGAACAGAGUGGGGUUUGGAGUGGCGGAGUAGGAGGAGAACAGACGCACGGACACGAGGUACCACUAAAAAUACCGGCGAUCCGAUUCUUCCCGGGAACAGAAAUGCAUUAUAAAAGAACCUUCCUGGAGGUGAUUAAGGCGCGCGAUCACCUGACGGGGACGAAAACGCACGAAACACCUCAACACCAAUCAAUACCUGAGCUGGGUUGAGGCAGCGGCGCCAUUGUACCUCCACCAGGAAUAUCACAGCAUCGUCAUCUCUCCCUCCUCUUAACUAACCGAAAAGAGACAGGAACAAAAAACGAACGAAAAGAAACAUAUGCACACUCACUUACACACACACACACACACACAGGGAUACAGACACGCACACGCAAACAAGUCCGCCUCACUUGGACUGUUACGGACAAUACAAAGAGCAGUUAACACUAAAAGGAAACGUACAAGUGUGGAAAACUUCAAAUGGACUGAGUGAAGAGGAGCAGCAGGCGUCUCUCUUCCAUUUAAAGCGAGUAGUGACGGGUGUUCGCUCACUCACUCGUUGCUGUCUCCGCCACUCGCCUACUCGCCUCAAACAUCAAAGACCCGUAGCGUUGAGGAAAUAAGAGAGGGAGAAGAGAGAGAGAGAGAAGGAGAAAAAAAAAGAGUAGUAGAGGGUGAAUGGACUAGACAGUAAGUGACGCUAAGGACCUUUCAGCAAACCUGGAGUCUUUGCAAGUGUGUGUGUGAGUGACAAAGUGUUAGAUGACCCGUGAAGACUCGAACUGCCGCUAAGUCCAUGCCACGCCAUCUUGCCACGCCACUUCCCGACCCUCCAGCCUAGAACUGACUCCCCCUGGUGCAAGAUGGCGGCCUCCAGGGUGUUCCUUAGUUGCGCCACCUUGGUUAUCCUCAUCCUUGCCACCGAAGGGACCCCGGCAGAUGCGGGCGUCGGUCUGGGGUGGAACUGGGAGAUGUGGUGGACCUACGACGGCAUCUCAGGUCCGGAGUUCUGGGGCGUGAUCAACCCGGCGUGGGUGAUGUGUUCCGAGGGGCGCCGCCAGUCACCCAUCAACCUGGACCCAAGGACACUACUGCACGAUCCCAACCUCACACCUGUAUCCCUCGACAAGACUGAGGUGCAAGGGAUUCUGGUCAACACGGGGCACAGUUUGGAGUGGCGGGUAAAGCCUUCGUCAGGUCCCUCCGUCAACCUGUCAGGAGGUCCUCUUUCGUACACCUACACCGUCAGCCAUCUGCGUCUUCACUUCGGGGAGAGAGACCUACAGGGUUCCGAACACACCAUAGCUAACCACGCCUUUCCUGCUGAGCUCCAAGUGUACGGUUACAACGCGCAGCUUUACCGAAACUUCACCCAGGCAGCCAGUCAAGUGUACGGCGUGGUGGCCAUUGCCGUACUCGUGCAGCUCGGGGACCGCACCACUCCUGCCCUGGCCAACAUGCUGCAGGGCCUGUCUAGUGUACAGUUUGGAGGUUCUUCGUCACCAGAACACGAACUAAGAGUGAGCGAGCUACUACCGACUUCAGAACAAUAUCUUACUUACGACGGCUCCCUCACUGUCCCCGGCUGCUACGAGACGGUCACCUGGAUACUCCCCAACAAGCCCCUCUACAUAUCCUUCGGCCAGAUGCGCAACCUCCGAAUGCUCAAGCAAGGAUCGUCAAACUUCCGUAGAAACGCGCCCGUCGCCAAUAAUUUUCGACCUCUGCAGUCUGCGCAUCACCGAACCGUCCGCACCAAUAUUGACUUUUCCCCAGACCCUCAGGGCAAGAAAUGUUCAGUGUCGGAGCCAAAGUUUCAAUAUAGAGCAAAUGACUGGCUCCACUCCUGACCCUAAACUGCGGACAGUCACGGUCACAGCGGCCACCACAGCCAGCCACAGCCUCCUGACCCUCGUGUACAUACAUCCUGAGCGCCGCGUGUGCGUGUGUGUGCGUGAGCCUGACUCCCUCGGGCACUGUAGACUCUGUGUUUCUCCUGAACUAAUACCGUGUUGACUGUACUGGUUUGUUCACCGACUCGUUCGUUCCGAUAGUUUUUUUUUUUUUUUUAAUCCGAAAACCUGAGGGUAAAGCAACUGCGAGGAGGGACGUGGAAUGUUGCGGGAAGGAAAAAGAAAGAAAAAGAGAUAAAAAAAAAGCUAACUCUUUCCAAUGUUUACGAGAAUGGAAAACAACUCCCGCCCUCAUUCCCUUUCUGGAAGCAUGAGUCAGGCCCUUUCAUUCCUAAAAUCCUUAAUCCUCACACGAAACAAGAAAAAUACCGAACACUGAGUAACCUGAGUGGCGGGUUGUCCAGGUGACCGCUGCCAGGUGCAAGGCCAUUCCACCUCUCCUCACACUUGCCCUGCACAUGUGGCACCCUUGUUUAUGAGAGCCAGGUGUGAGGCGAGGCAAAGGUGCUUAUCAGCCUCCCUCGCUGCGUGUAUAGACCUCGUCUUGAUCUGCCGUGACCCAGUCUGACCUUACGUAGUCCGACUCUGGUGACCUCAACGUACUCCUGACUGCGUAACUCAAUAUAGUUUUGGAAAAAUCUAAUUGGCGUGAGGGAAACCCAAUGCUGAAAGAAAAAACUCACCGAAAAGUUUUUGAAUUUACUUUCAUCUAUGGUUUAUCUAGACUCACUGAAUUAGCGUAAAAAGACUCAAUUCUGACUAACUCGAAAACGUCAUGCUUCUGUUAGCUACGGUGUAGACUCCAUGAAUAAGCGAAACAGACAAAACCUAUUUUUAUUCGCUGAAAAAAAGCUCUGAUAUAACUGUUAACCAUUUUUGACACUGAAUCCUCACAAUAACACCCAUUUCUGACUUACUGUGAAAAGUCCAUUACAUCCAACUAUGAUCAAGACUUUGGUUCUGUAAAAUUAGACCAAAACUGACACAUUGAAACCCUCUUCCAUAUUUAACCAGCACACACUCACGGACGAAAGUUUGUUUACGUGCCGCAUUCUUUUUCCACUAAAUUAAACGUUUAGUCUUCACCGUAAGUCUUCGGAUGUGUUACUGUCACUUUACAAAUCCAAGAAAUGAAACGUUCCAAUGAUACCAAAGAACGUGACACUGAAGGAACACAUUAAACAGUGGGAAGUGAGAGCAUCAGAUCACAUGGUAACUGGUAACAACACUCACUCACGGAACUAGCAAAAUCAAUGGCAAACAGUCAGUCGCCAACUUAAACACACAAUCAACAUGAAUAAAGACUAACGCAAAGAUACUCCAGCAGAACACAGGCUAUAAUGUAAUGUUACUUUCUCCUCUCUCCCCGUCAAUGAAGUGUCAAGCAGCGAUACACACUUGAUGAGCACCCGAGACACACAGCGAGCUUCCUCAUCUCGUCCAGUCGCCUCACGCAACUUCCUCACUGACGAUAGACGGCGGGAAAGUUUUAAUGCCACAAGAUUUAAUACAGAAAGAAGUGGCGGAGAGAGACUGACAAGGAGCCGUCACUCAGCGAAACGUGGUGUGACGGCCGCAAAUGUUAACGUUCUCUUCUCUAUCUUUAUCUCUCUCUCUCUCUCUCUCUCUCUCUCUCUCUCUCUCUCUCUCUCUCUCUCUCGUUUCUUUUUCUUUCUCUUUUUAUUCUUCAGCGAUUUCCCAGGAAGACCUAAGUCGCUGGGGACUGUGAAAGAAAGAAAUAGAGAGAAAGAAAUUAGACGUAUUUACUUGUCUAAUUAUCACAGCGUUCAUUACCGGAGAGAGAGAGAGAGAGAGAGAGAGAGAGAGAGAGAGAGAGAGAGAGAGAGAGAGAGAGAGAAUUUCUGUUGAUCUCCCAUGUCCACCUUAUUACUAUUUAGAGUGUUAAUUAAGGGACAGGUGAGAGGUGUGUCAUUUACCUGUGAGUUGGCUGUCAGCGCGCCCGUCAGCCGUUCCUGAGGGCGAGGCAGAACAUGAAGGAGUAAUAAUGAACAUCUGGACAAAUAUUAAUGGGCACUUUGCGAAUGUUCUGAUUGUUGAUGAUGGAUAAAAGAAACUACUACUGCCCCCACCACCACUACUGCUACUAUUGCUGCUGCUAUGAGUACUGCUACUACUACUACUACUACUACUAUCAUUACUACUACUACUAUUACUACUUCUACUGCUACUACCAC